GAGCAGAGCUCCUCCGACCUCUUUCCCUUGUUUCAUUCUCACGCGUUCCGCGACCCAGCGGGCUCCUUCGUCUCCGUUCCAAGUUCCAACUCGUUCAAAACCAGCGGCGGAAGAAAAAGAGAAAAUUAAAAGAAGGAGACGCUGCAGCCAGUUUGGCUUCUUCCAUCUCUUUCGACUUCUCUCCUCUCGUAUUCUCUCGAAGCUCUCGGCCUCCUCUUCCCAUGGCGUACGUCGACCACGCCUUCUCCAUCUCGGAUGAGGACAUCAUGAUGGAUUCCCCCAAUGUCGUCCAGAAUCGGCCGCCCAUCAAGGAGAUAGGCCUCGCAGUCUCCCUCCUCGUCUUCGGUUCCCUCGGUAUCGCCAUCGGCACCGUCAUGGCCUGCAACCGGGUCGGCGGUGACCGAGCCCACGGAAUUUCCUUUGCGAUUUUGGGGUCGUUACUUUUCAUUCCGGGAUUCUAUUACACGAGGAUCGCGUAUUAUGCGUACAAGGGAUACAAAGGCUUCUCCUUUGCCAACAUUCCGGACGUCUAAGUUGCGGUCUUUUGCGUCCGGUCUCCGUCUCUGUAUGGCUUCUCACUUGUACAUAUCUUUUGAUGGAUCUCUACUCUGUUUUCUCUGGGCUUAUUAUUGUUUUUUUCCUAUUAAAUAUUGGCUAUGUAAAUGUGCUUGAAUUAUGAUUUUUUUUCUUGAUUUGGUCUGUCACGAUUGAUGAUGUGGUACAAAGCUUGGCCUUAGCCUACAGAUCAUGCAUCAUGUACUUUGAACCCCACUGUUGGAGUAUUAAGAAGAUUACAAACUUGUUGCUUCAAGAUACUGAUGCAUCCUGUGAGCAUAAGAUAUCGAUGUGCUUGAUGAGUCACUGGUAUUUGCGCAUACUUUUCUUUGAUAAAUAAAGGAUAUUAAAAUGUUUGAUUAACCAUUCA
Phoenix dactylifera (date palm) is the source of this 925-nucleotide messenger RNA. RefSeq lists its product as uncharacterized. Gene Ontology annotation, cellular component: endomembrane system. NCBI's taxonomy places the organism in Eukaryota, Viridiplantae, Streptophyta, Magnoliopsida, Arecales, Arecaceae. The record is from RefSeq and is a predicted model, not a curated record.